Messenger RNA from Morus notabilis, 1271 nucleotides. RefSeq lists its product as uncharacterized. The transcript has a single exon. The coding region runs from base 35 to 1261 and encodes 408 amino acids. Lineage: Eukaryota; Viridiplantae; Streptophyta; Magnoliopsida; Rosales; Moraceae. The record is from RefSeq and is a predicted model, not a curated record.
CGUAUCAUCUUUUAUUCUUCUACUGAUCCUGUGUAUGUACUAUAAUUAUCGAAAACCACUUCUUGAGUACUUUUUUUUUUUUUUGGUUUUGGAGAGAGAGAUCAUGGAAAGAAGAGAUAAUAGUCAUGAGGAAGACGCGGAAGACGUCUCGCUCUGCGAUCUUCCGGUGCUCAGUUUGCUCAAAAAAGAUCAAGAAGAGAAGAGAACGCAACGUCCGGACGACGACGGCGGCGGCGGCGGCAACAACGACAACGAAGAAGCUAAAAACAACGUCCUGUUUGAAGCCCAUGAGGAAUUCGCCUUCGGCUCCGUAACCGGUGGCUCUCUCUCAACAGCCGCGGAAAUGUGCGCCGCCGAUGAGGUCUUCUUCCGCGGCCAAAUUCUACCCCUACGCCUCUCGGUCAGCUCCGACGCUUACACGACCCGGCUCGACCCGGCCCGGGAUUCCCGAUCGGAGUCCAUGGACCGCGGCUCGGUUGUCGGGUUCAGGAGCAUCAGCAGCAGGAGCAGCAGCUGUAGCAGCAGAAGCACACAGAACUCGUCGUCAGUUACAAGCGGGACGUUUAUAACCAUCACAAGAAUUGCUUCGGAACCAAGGCUCCGAACCCGAAACCAGUUCGGUUCUCACCCGAGCCCGAAACCGCAGAUCCGGGUCUCGAGCGCUCGAGGGCUGGAGAGAGUAAGUAGUGCUGGACGGAAGCAGAAAUCAUCGAUGUGGGACUUCUUCCGGCUCGGUUUGGUUCGCACACCCGACAUCGAAUUGCAAGAGAUUAAGGCAAAUCUCCGCGGUAAUAGCGGUAACAAAUGCACUAAUUACUCAGUUACACGGAGCAGCAGUGUUAAUAACAAUAAUAAUAACAACAAUUAUAGUACUAGUUGCGGAGAAAAUUCGAAUAAUAUUGCGGAAAAGCAGAAGAGAAGAAAUUUCUUAAGUGGAUGCAAGUGUUCGGCAGAGGCAGUUGCUUUCAAUGCUAUAGUUGCUAAGAGCAAAGGUAAUUGUGUUGCCACUACAAAUGGUGACGUUAAUGACGGAAUUAAUGGUACUACAAAGCAUGUUUCAGGGACGAAAGAGAAGGCAGAACUGAAGUCGAAUGGCGAUGUAACGACGUCGUCGAAGAUGAAGAGUGUUAGGCAAAGUGAUCGUGAUCAUGAUCAAAACAAAAGGCAAGAGGGAUCAUCAAGAAAGCAAGCCGUGUCACAUCACCGAACGUAUGAAUGGCUAAAGCAGCUUUCGCAUGCAAAUCCUCCUAUGCAUGUCUAAAGAGAAGAAG